Messenger RNA from Gryllus bimaculatus (two-spotted cricket), 3729 nucleotides. NCBI's taxonomy places the organism in Eukaryota, Metazoa, Arthropoda, Insecta, Orthoptera, Gryllidae. The record is from the annotation of a GenBank genome assembly.
GUCAAUUCACGUUUCGGUGAUGAAAAAUCACUUGACUGCACACAUAACAAAAGUUACUUUUACUCGGGGUUUGCGGAAGGGCUUGCUGGUGGGGGUGGCGCUGAUGGCGGUGGGCACGUGGAUCAAAUGCGGGUCUGCGGAGCCCAGCCGCUACGCCGUUACGCUCACGGGCCAGACGUUCGUGGGCAUGUCGCAAGCCUUCCUGCUGAGCGUGCCGCCGCAUAUCGCCUCCACCUGGUUUGGGUCGGACGAGGUGUCUACAGCAUGCUCGCUGGGCAUCUUGGGUCUUCAGCUGGGCGUGGCCGCGAGCUUCCUGGCGCCGUCCAUGAUGGUGGGCAACCACGAGAACCUGGACGACGUGGGCCGCGAUCUGGCCCGCAUGUUCUACAUCGUGGCGGGCGUAUGCACAGCGCUGCUGCUGCUCACCGCCAUCUAGCGCCGAGCGCUGACGGGCAGUGGGGGCGAAGUUUUCCAGGAGAAGCCGCCGCUGCCCCCGAGUGUGGAAGCGCUGCUGCAAAAGGGGCAGAGCAAGACCGACUUCCGCGCCUCGCUGCGCCGCCUCUUCCGCAGCCGCAACUUCCUGGCCCUCAUGAUCACCUACGGCUUCAACCUGUCCGUCUUCAACGCCUUCUCUACGCUGCUCAACCAGCUCAUCUUGAUCUAUUUCGCGGAAGGUCAAGAGUUGGCUGGCCGCGUGGGACUGGUGUUCGUGACGACAGGCAUGAUCGGAUCUGUCAUAUGCGGGGUGUUUCUGGACAAGACACAUCGUUUCAGAGAGUCUAUCGUCGCUAUUUAUGUCCUGUCGACGGCCCUCUUGCUAGUGCUGACGUUCAUAAUGGCCCUCAAGUCGGAGCUGCUGGUAUAUCUCGUCGGCGGUGCAUUUGGCACGUUCAUGGGCGGCUACAUGACUGUGUCGUUCGAGUACGGCGUGGAGCUGACGUACCCGGAAUGCGAGAGCACCAUGGCGGGCAUGCUGCUGCUGUCGUCGCAGGUGAUGAGCGUGUUCAUCACCAUGCUCUACGGCUGGCUGCUGAACGAGGCCGGCGACGUGUGGGCGAACGUGGCGCUCACCGCCUUCAUGGCUGCGGGCACCGUCAUCACCGCGCUCAUCCGGCCGGAUCUGCGCCGCCAGGCCGCUCACGCCGCCGCCGCCGCGCCAGACUCGCCCGCGCCCGCGCACACCACGCUGGCGGACGCCGAAGCAGCCGCCACCGACGCCGACGCCGACGCCGAGGCUGACCCCGCCGAUGGUGAAGCCGACGCCCUCCCCGAGGCCGUGAAACUCGUGCGGGCGUGAUAGCCGUGACGGCCAAGGGCGACGUCACUCGCUGGUGGCGCUGUGGAUUUUAGGGUAGCUCUACCCACGGUGGAAAGGCAAUUGGAAUAGACCACCUUGACAAAAACGUUUUUCUACAGUGGCGCCGUUCGUAACGGAUCACUUGAUAUAAUUUUACCACUUGGUUCAUUCAGAGACCACUUGUUACAAGGCGACACACACGUUGAAAACAUCUCUUCAUGUACGUGUUAAGUAAUUUAGGAACAGGUGGAAGAGGGUGAACUGAUGGACCAAGUCAUUUAGGAACUUGGUUCCCAUCAGAGUGUUACGAAUUCCUUCUGUGUGUGAAAUGCAAAGUUUGUCAACGAAGACAAGUAUAUUUUAGGGUGGCAAGCCAUGAGGGCGUCACAGGUUACAACAUACUGUAACUGCGGCUCUGACGAAAUCAGCGCUCACAAAAUUGAUUGAUUGAUUAGGAUUUCCGGUCAUUAGGAUCGUAAGUGUAGUACAUGUUUUGUCACGGGAGAUAGCGGAGAUCUUCCGCAAGAUGGUCACCCACACGUCGGUCACCGGGGAUUUCCCCAAGGUAUAUCCCAUUAGCGGGGCACCGCCCUAUGCAGGACAAGCUCAGUGCUCGACCGGUCUCCCGGCAUGUGUGUUAGUGUAAUGCACGUUAGCGUAAAUGUGUAGGGAGAAAGGAGAAGAGGCUGGAACAAUUGUGCGUGGUCUGUAGCCCGUUUGGUGGGGUACUGCUUCGGCAUUCGCCGAAUGCCCUGCUGAUCGGAGACAUUAACGAAACUACUGAUCAGAGCACCUGAUAGCUAGAUUUCACAUCCAGAGAGUGGCUGAAUUCGAUCUAGCUAAUGACGAAAAUCCUGCCACCGUCAGGAUCAGAACCCCAGGAUCCUCCGGUGAUGGUGAACCCUAAGUCUUGGAACUAGAGUGACAUCAUAUCCUGAGCCACCUAAGCCGGUGAGCACAUGAAAGCGAUCUGGAUAGUAUUCACGCAGCCGUUAAUGUUAAUUAUGGUAAUUUAAUGUUGGUAUCAAUCUCAUAAAUUUUAACAUUAUGGCCAACACGACCUUCGCUGGCUGAAUGCGAUGUUGAGUAUUCACAAAUAUGAUAUUCUGUAAGAUAUGUAUCGCGACCUCACCAUCAACGAUUUGAUAUUUACUCGUAUUUCCAAAACACAGAGGACGAAGUUCUCUGUUCGUUGUGAGCAUCUACUGUUCUGUACUACAACAAAUUUAGGAAUCACCUAUAGUAAUCAGAGCCCAUGCAUGCACAUGGCUGUGCCGGCAUUCCCGCAGCCAUGAAAUUCACGCAGACAUAAUCGGCAUGCCGGUCACGGUCAAGGGCAAAGUCAUUGGAGGCCGCAAAACACGGCGUUCCAGUUAGGCAAGCAAAAAAAGGAGGUUGUCAACCCUGUCAAGAAGAUGUUUGCCAAGUAGAACUUGCGGUUGACGGUUUUUAUAAUCUCAACCAAUUUCUUCAUCACUGUGGUUACAUAAUUAAUGUAACAAGAACAUUCAUUCCAUCAGAAUUGGCUGUGGGAAAUGUAAAUGAUAUUAUUGCUUUGUGAUACGGUAUUCAUUUAUAAUGCCUUAAUAUCAGGAAGUCCUUAUUGUGAUUCAUCAGUACAUGGAAUCUUUUUAAUUAUCAUUAAAAUACGUGUACACAAAUUGCUUUUUUUUUCUGCUCGAAAGGAAAAUAGAACUGAAGUAAAUAAGAUAUAAUAUCAACUCCAUGCUGGUGUUUAAAUAUCAACACUAGUUUCACGUUUAUUGUUCACUGAUUCUAUUUUGUAAGUUUAAACACAAUGUCACGGCUGCUUUAAUAAUUUGGUUAAUAUUUUGCACAAAAAAUGAAAUGACAUUCUCAAAUUUUAAAAUUCUUCAUACUCUUUACGAGUACCAAGUCGAAUAUGUAAUAUUUAUAUUAUUGUUGACAACAACUUAAACAUCGGUUAAAAUGCAAUAAUUUUGUAGUUAAGUGUAUGUAUAAUAUUCGAAUUACUUUGUACCAAUUACGUUUUAGCCAGGAUAUUAUUAGAACACAGCUAUACCUUCAUUGUAGAAACAUAUUUACUUUUGCUGAAUGUUGAUCUUUUUUGUUAAAACAAUGUAUUUUUAAACUAUUAAUUCAAAACUAACUUGAUAUUUUUACGAACACGUGUAGUACAAUGUCCUUCCUUCCUUCCUUCUCAUUCAAUGUAAAUCAAACAUUUACCAAUCUAUUCCAAUUAAACAUUUUUUAAAAGUAUUCUUACAUUGUUCUAUGAUCGAAGUGAAGGUUUCAAGAAUUUUGACCUCAUUUUAAGUACUUAACAUUUUUGUAAAAAAUAUGUACUGCAGAGAAGCUGCUAAAUUGAAACAUGUUAGUUGUUACUAGUGUAAACAUAUUUGCAGAAAAAUACACCCUUUUAAAACCUUUUUAUUUGUUUUGCAUUUUCA